Owenia fusiformis is the source of this 800-nucleotide messenger RNA. The record is from the annotation of a GenBank genome assembly. Lineage: Eukaryota; Metazoa; Annelida; Polychaeta; Sabellida; Oweniidae.
UGAGAAAACAAAAAGUAAUCAUGGAAGAUGUCACACGCUUUGGAAUAAAAACAAUCUUAAUUUUCAUAUUGAUAUGUGGAUACCUUCUCGGAUUGUUGUUAUUUUGUAUUCAGAUGGUGACUUCGUUAUCUGAAGCACAGCGCCUUGAAGCAAUAGAUGCGGUGGUUGCUCAUCAUGAUCAUUUGAGUAUUGGUGGUAUUGCUCUAUGCCCCUUUUGUUUGAUAGCUUCCUCAUAUCUUCGGUUGGGCAAUAUUCUUACCACUUUGACAAAGAUCGAUUUUUCCACAGAUGUAGUUCACAUAUUUAACUGGAGAUUGAGUGACAAUAGAGAUGUCGCAUUUCUAACUUUCGAUCAGUUUAGAGAUAACGUAUUUGCGCCCAUUAAGCCAUACUGGCAGGUAUUGUCAAUUGGCGUUCUGACGUUGGCGUAUUUCUACAUUGGUUACAAUUGUCUUUUCAAACACAUGAUGGAUGAAACCGAAUUUACAGGAUAUGGUGACAACGAAUGCAUGUCUACAAAGCCCAUCGUAAGCUUCGACGGAGUUACUACUAACACAAAAAGGCGGCUAGCCAUGGAGGAGUUAACCAUAGAAUUAUUAAAGGGAAACAUACCAUUUUGUUCUCAUAGCUCCAACUUAAACGAUAUCACAAUAGACAAUGUAUUUCUAGGAUGUCUUGAUAUGGCUCUGGAUUUGAGAAAGCAUCAAACUUAAUAGCGUACACAUAUACAUAAAUAAAAAAUAACUAUAUAAUACUCAGUAUGGUCGAAAUAAACAAAACGCACAAAAAAAACAUUUUAA